ACCAGCCCUAGACCUCUGCUUGAGGGUCCUUCCUCUGAAGACAUCACCAGUGUGUGGAGCCUGCCCCACACCCACCCCCUGCCAAACCACGGCCUUUACCUGUGUCUUCCGGUGUUUCCCGUGCGACCCAUCCUGUGGGAGUGCCUCGUGGGCCACCCCAGAGUUCACCCCACACUCAGCAGCGCCAAUGGUGAAGAUGACAAGAUCCAAGACCUUCCAGGCAUAUCUGCCCUCUUGCCACCGGACCUACAGCUGCAUUCACUGCAGAGCCCACUUGGCCAAUCAUGAUGAACUUAUUUCCAAGUCAUUCCAAGGAAGUCAAGGACGAGCAUACCUCUUUAACUCAGUAGUUAACGUGGGCUGCGGGCCGGCAGAAGAGCGCGUGUUGCUAACAGGACUGCACGCCGUCGCGGACAUUUACUGUGAAAACUGCAAAACCACUCUGGGCUGGAAAUAUGAACAUGCCUUUGAAAGCAGCCAGAAAUAUAAAGAAGGCAAAUACAUCAUUGAGCUAGCACACAUGAUCAAGGACAAUGGCUGGGACUGAUUGGAGAACAUCUACCCAACCCAGUGUCCACGUGAAUGCCAUCCAACCGAACAUUCUACCCAAGCGUGAGAGAGUGACUGAACACUUGGUUCCAUCCAUUUAGGGGCCUUGCCAUCUGGGGCAUUCUCCCACCCUGCCACCAUCUUUCUGGUGACCAGCCUCUAAAUUGCUGUCUCUCUGUCUCUUUGCUUUGUAUCUGUUUGUGAGUUGAUCCUGGCUUCUCUCUCUGUUCUAGUGUUGGCUGAAAGCAAAACAACGAAAGGAACAGAUGCCUGCCCGCAUGGCGGCAGCCCACUUUGAUAAAGGCCCCAGGGCCCUUGAAGAGCUGCCUGAUGGCCUCUUGUCAGGAGAACAGUGGCACAGCGCAGGGGUGUGAGGAAGAGGGGAACCAUGAGGGUCCCGGGUGGGUAGGGGACGGGAGGGUAGAGGUAAGAACAAACUUGUGCUGCUCCUGGAGACCUGGGAACUUAGGCUUGAAAUAAUCGACUUGUCUAAAAGGACAAAGAGAAAAAAAAAUACCUCAUGACUGCAUUCUCUCUGAUCAGAAGCUUCUGUUCCUGACACCAAAUGUGCCAGGUUAGCAAAUGAGCACAAGAAGUGGCCCUAAUUCUAGCUGGCAGGGCAGGGGUCAGCCUGGUUCCCCUGGGCCGAGCUGGGGAGUGUCCUGGCAGCAAUGAGUGACUCGGGAAAAGCCCAGAUGGUUUUGAUGACUCUGAUGCCUCACUGCUCCUCUGGGUAAUCAUCUUUGCCUCUUCAGCCACUGUAGGUGACAGGAGAGGGGACUGCCAUUUGCAAUGGGUGCAAGAUCCAAACGUCCCAAAGGCUUUGACCAGCAACCAAGUAAAAUCAGUGAUGGAGGAUAACAGGGAACAAAGGGGGAUGCGGUUUAGGAGCUCCUGCAGAAAUGGCUCUGAUACUGGGCCAGAGAAAAUAAAAAGUAGAACCAGUUAGCAGUUCUGACUGACCUUUUCUUCUGAACCUUAGUAAGAGAAGAGCAUUGUG
Eubalaena glacialis (North Atlantic right whale) is the source of this 1549-nucleotide messenger RNA. It is a transcript of the gene YPEL2, whose product is annotated as yippee like 2. The transcript has 4 exons. The coding region runs from base 188 to 547 and encodes 119 amino acids. NCBI's taxonomy places the organism in Eukaryota, Metazoa, Chordata, Mammalia, Artiodactyla, Balaenidae. The record is from RefSeq and is a predicted model, not a curated record.